Molecule: messenger RNA, 1124 nt
Organism: Drosophila teissieri
Lineage: Eukaryota; Metazoa; Arthropoda; Insecta; Diptera; Drosophilidae
Exons: 1
Coding region: 1-1047 (348 amino acids)
Source: RefSeq, a predicted model, not a curated record
AUGAAUACUCAUAGCAUGAAGAGGAGGAAGGUCGAGGUGUUCCACCAUGAUUGCAUCUCGCAUUUGAAUGGAUCUGUGUCCGAUGGGGGGGAUGAGGAGUUGGAGGAGCAGUCGCCGGAGGGAAUCGAGGAGAUACCCUGGCUGCAAAUGAAGCGAGAGAUGGGCGCCAUGAAUCGAACGCUGGACGAGAUACAGGCCCACUUGGCCAUCGAUUCCCAGGAGCGGGCAUCGAAAGUGGAUGGUGGCAGGGGGCAGAAGGAGGAGGUGGAGGAGGAGGCGACCAAGGGUCUGGAACCGGAGGACUCGCGCUGGAUGAUCAUGCAUGGUAGCAGGGAUUCGACCGUGCGUGGCCUGCAAUGGAAUAACCUACGCAUUCGCAGGCAACUGGAGGCUCUAGUUCGCUGCUCGGAGCUGGGUAGAGCACGCAUCUCGGCACUGGAUCGUCUGUUCCAGCGGCAGAAGAAGGCCCUGCUCGAGGGUCGCCAGGAGCACGAGCGCGUCCUCUCCUUCCACCUGACCAAGCAACUGGAGGCGGGCAAGUGCCUGCAGCGCUAUCGCUACGCCCGCGACUUGUACGCCAGCUGGCGGGAGCUCUUCAAGAUGGGUCGCCAUCUGAAGGAGGCAUACAAGAAGAUACUCGAGCGCACCCAGACCCGCUUGGAGUAUGCGGACAUCAAGCGGCAGGCAAUCGAGGAGAUGACGGUGGCCCACGAGAUGUGCUUGGGCUCGACGCGAAGUCUGCUCGCCCGCGUACGAGAAUUGGAACUCGGCCUGGCACCACUGGGCUUCACCAGGCCAUCGGUCACGUCCCGGAAGAUGGGUAGUCUCGGUGCAACUGGCGCCGGUCACAGCGAGGGCAAACGCGCUGAGGAGUAUCCCGGCAAAGCGGUCUGGGUGAAGGCCAAAACCUGGCAGCGUCGUUCCUACCGCACCGUCAUGUUCUCCCGCGGCGAACUGCUCGAGCUGCCGGUGGUUGUGCCGCCCGUGCAGAAGACUUGGUACGGCAAAAUGCUGCACAUGCUGCACAAUCCUCCCAAAAUCUAUUAGUGUGUUUGCCAAUGUUUCGCUAAUUUGAAAAAACGAAAUACUUAAUUCAAAAUAUAUAACAGUUACAGUUUUUGUAA